CAGCCACUCACAUUAAGGACAACAGAGGACAGGAGGACAAGCCCUGCACGGCCUGUCAGUUCCGUGGACACAGUGCUGGUGGUCCGCGGUGCCCAGCACGAGGGAAGAAGUGUGCAAAAUGUGGUGGUAUGGGCCAUUUUGCUCGAUGCUGCAAGACUAAGAUGCCAAGACAGCAAAAGGGCGGCAGAGUUCAUGCAGUCGAAGCAGGACAGACAGAGAUGCACCUGAACCUGUGGGAAGUCAGUGACAAGCAGGACCUCCAGGAAAGGGGAAGCAAGGUGUCCGUGCUGGUCAAUGGAUGUGAGCUGCAGAUGCUGAUUGACACAGGAUCCCCAGUGUCAAUUGUGAGCCGGGACAUGAUGGUACCUGGUCUCGACAUCCGACCAUCACAGCUGAAGCUGAAGUCCUUCACAGGUCACAUGAUUCCACUGGUGGGUGAAGCUGAUGUGGAAGUCUCUGCAGAGCAGGGAGUGCGAAGGAAGCUGUGCUUGGUGGUGGCUGACAUGACUGGAAGGAGGGCCCUGAUGGGAAGAGACUGGAUUCAGGCGUUGAGGGUGACAGGGCCAGGAUGUGUUGAAGUCAACAUGAUGGAACAAGAGCCGCUGGAAGUGGUUCUGGAGAAACACAAGGAAGUGUUUGAAGAGGGACUGGGCUGCGUCAGCAUCAAAGCUCAUCUGACACUGAAGCCAGAUGCAAGACCGGUGUUCCGGAAAGCGAGACAAGUCCCACAUGCUCUGUUUCAGAAGGUGGACGCAGAGCUGGACAGGUGGCUGAGAGAAGGUGUGGCAGAGAAAGUGGACAGAAACCUCAACACAGGCUGGGGAACGCCGCUAGUCCCUGUGCCGAAGGCGGAUGGAAGUGUUCGACUAGCUGCAGACUACAGGAUCACAGUCAAUCCGCAGCUGAUGGUACAGAAGCACCCUCUACCCACACCUGAAGAGCUGUUCGUGAGGAUAAAAGGGAAGAGAUUCUGCAAACUAGAUCUAAAGGAUGCAUACCUGCAGAUGGAGCUCGACGACGAGUCGAAGAACAUGACGACUGUCACCACACACAAGGGACUUCUUCGCAUGAACAGGCUACCGUUCGGGAUAAGUUCCUGUGGCGACAUCUUCCAGUCAGCCAUGGACCGAAUCUUGGAGGGGCUGGAUGGAUGUGUCAACUACUUGGAUGACCUACUGGUGAUGGGAGGCACAGAGGAGGAGAUGUUGAAGUCGCUGGACCAGGUGCUGGCGAGACUGACCGAACAUGGAGUGCGACUGAAGAGGAGCAAGUGCCAGUUCAACCUCAAGGAGGUGACGUAUCUGGGAUGGCGGAUCUCAGGGACCGACCUGAAGCCAGUGCCGGAGAAGAUCGAGGCUCUCCUGAAGAUGCCAGAGCCCAAGGACGUCAGUGAACUGCGAACACUGCUCGGUAGUUUGAACUACUACCAGAGACUGAUCCCGAACAUGGCAACAACUCUGGCGCCUCUCUACAACCUGUUGAAGAAGGAGGUGAAGUGGAAGUGGAGCCGUGAAUGCAAGAGAGCGGUGGAAGAGAUCCAACGAGUGCUGUCCAGUGACAAAGUUUUGAUGAGGUACGAUCCCCAGAUGCCCAUCAAACUGAUCACUGAUGCCAGCUCAGUCGGAGUAGGCGCAGUACUGGUCCACGUCCUGUCUGACGGACUGGAGCGCCCGGUGUGCUACAGCUCAAGAACACUGACUGCAACCGAGAAAAAGUACUCAGUGCUGGAAAAGGAAGCCCUGGCCGUUUCCUUUGGAAUCAAGAAAUUCCAUCAGUACUUGUAUGGACGUCGCUUCUGUUUGGUCACUGACAACAGAGCGCUGUCCAUGAUUCUCAACCCACACCGUGAGCUGCCGAGCCUGGCUGCGGCACGGAUGCAGCGAUAUGCGCUACAGCUGGCCGCGCAUUCGUAUGAAGUCGAGCUGCGCAGAACAGAUGCGAUGGGAAUCGCCGACACACUGUCGAGACUGCCUUUGAGCAUCGUCACACAAGAGGAGGAAGAGGAAUGGUGCCCCCAGGUACUGAACACGGAGAACGAGGGGCCCACGCUGCACGCAAGAGAAGUGGAGGUGUACACUCGCCGGGACCCAGUACUCGGGAGAGUACUCCAGUACGUGCGCACCGGAUGGCCGGGAACGGUGGAUCCUACGCUGAAGCCGUUCCACCUGAGGCAGGACGAGUUGUCCACGGAGGGCGACUGCGUACUCUGGGGAGGAAGACUGGUGGUGCCGACCAAACUGAGGAACAGAGUGCUGCAAGAAAUACACUCAGGACACAUGGGGAGCAGCAAAAUGAAGCAGCUGGCCCGUCGACAUGUGUGGUGGCCAGGUUUGGACCGUGAGCUGGAGAAUCUGGCCAGUAGCUGUUCAGCCUGUACGGAGAAGAGAGCAGCGCCACCAAAGUCGACUCUGCACCCAUGGGAGCAGACCUCAGGCCCCUGGGAGCGCAUACAUGUUGACUUCGCCGGUCCAUUUCAGGGAACGAUGCUGCUGAUCGUAUCAGACAGUUUCUCCAAAUGGAUCGAAGUCACGGCAAUGAAGUCGACGACUGCGGAACGAACUGUCGAGGAGCUGAGGAAGCUGUUCGCCCGACACGGUCUGCCCAUACAGAUCGUAACAGACAACGGGACACAGUUCACGUCGGAAGAGUUUGCGACGUUCACCAAGAAAAACGGAAUCAGGCACAUCCGAGUAGCGCCGUUUCACCCAAGCAGCAAUGGUGCAGCCGAAAAAGCCGUACAAACGGUCAAGAACGGUCUACGGGCCAAUCAAGGAGAAGGAGGCAGUGUAGAGCAGCGACUGGCCCGGUUCCUGAUGAAUCACCGCUCUACACCAGUGGCUGCUACUGGCAAAACCCCAGCAGAGAUGCUAUACGGACGGAACAUCCGGACUCGUCUCGACCUCCUCCGACCGGAUGACAGAACAACAGCCAGAGGUGCUCAAGAAAAGAUGAUCGAAGAUGCUGGUGGACGCCACCGCCUCUUCCAAGAAGGCCAGGAAGUGUGGGCGAGAAGCUACUCAGGCCCCAAGUGGAAACGAGGGAAGAUACUAGCAAAGACAGGACCAGUAUCGUACGAAGUAGACGUUGGCGUAGCCGUAUGGAGCCGACACGCAGACCAGCUUAUCCACGCUGGUGAGAAGACAGAGCACGAGAGAGAGGAUCAGAGCCAAGAGAGAGGACGGGAGAAAGAGGACGGAAGGGAAGACCGCCCAGAAAGAAACCCAGACAAGAAACAAGAAGAGAGAGAACAAAGAAGAGAUGAUCAUGAAGAACGUCAAGCUGAAAAACCCGAAGAAAGGGAAGAAAGAAAAGAUGGGGGAGAAAGAACAGAUCAGCAAGAAAGAGGGGAGAUGAGACAAGAACAGAAAGAUCAGAGAGGAAAUGACCAGGGAAAACGGCAAGAUGGAAGAGCAGACGGAGAGGAAGAAAGAAAAGAAGAGCAGGAAAGAAAACAAGACGGAGGUCAGAGAAGAGAAGCUGAACCGUUACGUCGAUCGACCCGGGUGCGCCGACCCCCGGAUCGCCUGGUGAUGCAGAUGUAAAGUCGGUGGGGGGUGGUGUUGUGGCGCGAUGGCGACUCGCGCGACAUCUGUGUCAGCACGGCACGACACCUAGCGGUGGCGUUGCCGUACGGUUGUGCGUGUGCCGGCCAACCCCGAGUUCCGAGCGGGGGGCUGGCAGUUGUGUAAUACACCGUGUGCUGAACGGACGGCUCUGCUGGGCGCACAGACUACCGACCCGAACAGGCAAAGACACUGCACUAACCAUCGCUUAUAUUGGUGUUUUUUUCU
Molecule: messenger RNA, 3791 nt
Organism: Amphibalanus amphitrite
Lineage: Eukaryota; Metazoa; Arthropoda; Thecostraca; Balanomorpha; Balanidae
Exons: 1
Coding region: 129-3542 (1137 amino acids)
Biological process (GO): DNA integration
Molecular function (GO): nucleic acid binding
Source: RefSeq, a predicted model, not a curated record